This is a messenger RNA of Torulaspora globosa, 375 nucleotides long. RefSeq names its product Mix14p (gene MIX14). Gene Ontology annotation, cellular component: mitochondrion; respiratory chain complex IV. The transcript has a single exon. The record is from RefSeq and is a predicted model, not a curated record. The coding region runs from base 1 to 375 and encodes 124 amino acids. NCBI's taxonomy places the organism in Eukaryota, Fungi, Ascomycota, Saccharomycetes, Saccharomycetales, Saccharomycetaceae.
AUGUCGAACUUUCUCGAUCAGUUGAUUAUGGAGGAUGUGGCCAAACAUUGCCCGCAACAGUUUAUGCAAUACCACAAGUGUAUCUCUAACAACCACGAUGACCCUUCCCAAUGUUCAUACCGAAGGAAUGAUCUCUCGAAAUGCAUUCAUGCCAAGGUACCUUCAGUACAGAAAGUGAUGGCUAACUGUAAAGAUAUAAUGAAGAAGUACGAGGGUUGCAUCAAGGAUAACAUGGCUUCAAGAACCAUCAAUGAAAACUGUCUAGGCCUGCUGGCAGAGCUGCGAGAAUGUGCCGAGUCGCAGAUGGAGAAGGAUGGAGUGAGACCCGUCAAUGAGAUGUUUGUCUACAGCGACGAUAAGAGCGGCAGAAAAUAG